GGCGGCCGUUGGCGCCGCCAUGGCGGAGUGCUCGGCGCUGCAGUUCGUGAGCCCUUACGCCUUCGAGGCCAUGCAGAAGGUGGACGUGGUGCGGCUGGCGGCGCUGAGCGACCCCGAGCUGCGGCUGCUGCUGCCCUGCCUGGUGCGCAUGGCCCUGUGCGCCCCCGCCGACCAGAGCCAGCGCUGGGCGCAGGACAAGAAGCUCAUCCUGCGGCUGCUCUCGGGCGUGGAGGCCGUGAACUCCAUCGUGGCGCUGCUCUCCGUGGACUUCCACGCGCUCGAGCAGGACGCCAGCAAGGAGCAGCAGCUGCGGCACAAGCUGGGCGGCGGCAGCGGCGAGAGCGUCCUGGUGUCGCAGCUGCAGCACGGCCUCACGCUCGAGUUCGAGCACAGCGACUCGCCCCGCCGGCUGCGCCUCGUGCUCAGCGAGCUGCUCGCUAUUAUGAACAAGGUGUCAGAAUCAAAUGGUGAAUUUUUUCUCAAGUCGUCUGAGCUCUUUGAGAGUCCUGUCUAUCUGGAAGAAGCAGCAGAUGUUCUCUGCAUUUUGCAAGCAGAGCUGCCCUCGCUAUUGCCCAUAGUUGAUGUAGCUGAAGCUCUGCUGCAUGUUAAAAAUGGAGCCUGGUUCCUGUGCCUCCUAGUGGCCAACGUUCCUGAUAGUUUUAAUGAGGUUUGCAGAGGUUUGAUCAAGAACGGUGAACGGCAGGACGAGGAAAGCGUUGGCGGCCGUCGCAGGACAGAAGCACUUCGACAUCUGUGUAAAAUGAACCCUUCGCAAGCUCUGAGGGUCCGAGGCAUGGUGGUGGAAGAGUGUCAUCUACCGGGUCUUGGUGUUGCUUUGACCCUGGAUCACACCAAAAAUGAAUCUUCAGAUGAUGGAGUGAGUGACCUGGUGUGCUUUGUGAGUGGUUUGCUGCUUGGCACAAAUGCCAAGGUUCGGACGUGGUUUGGAACUUUUAUUCGAAAUGGCCAGCAGAGAAAAAAAGAUAAUAUCAGUUCUGUGCUUUGGCAAAUGAGAAGGCAGCUGCUCCUGGAGCUCAUGGGAAUCCUUCCCACGGUUCGCAGCACACACAUUGUUGAAGAAGCAGAUGUUGAUACAGAGCCAAAUGUGUCUGUGUACUCGGGACUGAAGGAAGAGCACGUUGUGAAAGCCAGCGCGUUGCUGCGUCUCUAUUGCGCUUUGAUGGGAAUUGCUGGGCUGAAACCAACUGAUGAAGAGGCUGAGCAGCUACUCCAACUCAUGACCAGCCGUCCUCCUGCCACGCCAGCCGGCGUUCGCUUUGUCUCUCUCUCCUUCUGCAUGCUUCUGGCCUUCUCCACUCUUGUCAGUACCCCGGAACAGGAACAGCUCAUGGUAAUGUGGCUUAGUUGGAUGAUAAAGGAAGAAGCUUAUUUUGAAAGCAUUUCUGGUGUGUCUGCUUCCUUUGGAGAGAUGCUACUCUUGGUAGCAAUGUAUUUCCAUAGCAAUCAGCUCAGUGCUAUCAUUGAUUUGGUCUGCUCUACUUUGGGAAUGAAGAUUGUUAUUAAGCCCAGCUCACUGAGCAGAAUGAAGACUAUCUUCACACAGGAGAUUUUCACUGAACAGGUUGUGACAGCCCAUGCUGUUCGUGUGCCUGUUACAGGCAAUCUCAGUGGAAACAUCACUGGGUUUUUACCUAUUCACUGCAUUUACCAGCUUUUAAGAAGCCGGUCAUUUACCAAGCACAAAGUAUCCAUUAAGGACUGGAUCUAUAGGCAGCUCUGUGAAACCACCACUCCACUUCAUCCUCAGUUGCUUCCUCUUAUUGAUGUCUACAUUAACUCUAUUCUUACUCCAGCAUCUAAAUCCAACCCGGAAGCCACAAACCAACCUGUCACAGAACAGGAGAUCUUGAAUGUUUUUCAGGGACUCACUGGGGCAGAAAAUGCUCGACUUGCUCAGCGUUACAGCAUCACAACACGCCUGCUUGUCCUCUACUAYGUCCUCUCGUACGAAGAGGCACUUCUGGCAAAUACAAAGACACUAGCUGCCAUGCAAAAAAAACCCAAGUCUUACUCUUCAGCAUUAAUGGAUCAAAUUCCAAUCAAGUACCUCAUCCGCCAGGCACAAGGACUGCAGCAGGAACUUGGAGGCUUGCACUCUGCACUGCUCCGCCUUCUUGCUACUAACUAUCCACACCUCUGCAUUGUGGAAGACUGGAUCUGUGAGGAGCAGAUCACAGGCACUGAUGCCUUGCUGAGGAGGAUGUUGCUUACAAACAUUACCAAAAAUCAUUCUCCCAAACAGCUCCAGGAAGCCUUUUCCAUGCUCCCAGGAAACCAUACCCAGUUGAUGCAGAUUCUAGAACAUUUAACACUUCUCUCUGCUGGUGAAUUGAUCCCAUAUGCAGAAGUAYUGACUUCAAAUAUGAAUCAGUUGCUAAAUGCUGGGGUCCCAAGGAGGAUUCUUCAGACAGUCAAUAAACUUUGGAUGGUUCUGAACACUGUGAUGCCACGAAGAUUGUGGGUCAUGACUGUUAAUGCUCUGCAGCCUUCAGUAAAAAUAGUCCGACAGCAGAAAUACACUCAGAAUGAUCUGAUGAUUGACCCUUUGAUAGUACUAAGAUGUGAUCAGAGAGUUCAUAGGAGUCCCCCUUUGAUGGAUAUAACUUUGCACAUGCUGAAUGGAUAUCUUCUUGCUUCAAAAGCCUACCUCAAUGCUCACCUCAAGGAAACAGCAGAGCAGGACAUCAGGCCAUCCCAAAACAAUGCCAUGGGUCCAGAGACCCCAGAAGUUACCAGGGAAGAACUAAAAAAUGCACUGCUUGCAGCUCAGGAUAGUGCUGCUGUGCAAAUUCUUUUGGAAAUCUGUUUACCUACAGAAGAAGAGAAAGCUCAGAGCAGUAAUAGUCAUAGCCUGCUGAAAAGUGUUUACAGUUCCACUGGCUCUAAGAGCCCUGAAAUAAAAGAAGAAGAAGAAGAAGACAGCUUGCUGUGUAAUCUCCGAGAGGUCCAGUGCCUCAUCUGCUGUCUGCUCCAUCAGAUGUAUAUAGCUGAUCCCAACAUAGUCAAACUGGUUCAUUUCCAGGGUUAUCCAUGUGAACUUCUGGCCCUGACAGUGGCAGGGAUUCCGUCCAUGCACAUCUGCCUGGAUUUCAUACCUGAGCUCAUUGCUCAGCCUGAGCUUGAAAAACAGAUAUUUGCAAUCCAGUUGCUUUCAUUUCUGUGUAUCCAGUAUGCACUACCCAAAUCCCUGAGUGUGGCUCGUUUAGCAAUCAAUGUCAUGGGAACCCUCCUCACAGUCUUAACCCAGUCAAAGCGCUAUACCUUUUUUAUGCCAACCCUGCCUUGUCUGGUUUCGUUCUGUCAAGCCUUUCCGCCCUUGUACGAGGAUAUCAUGUCCCUGCUGAUACAAGUAGGGCAAGUCUGUGCCUCUGACGUUGCCACGCAGACAAGAGACUUCGACCCAAUUAUUACACGUCUCCAGCAACUAAAGGAGAAACCAAAGGAAAUUUUAGGACUUUGCAAAGAUCCAUCUUACAAAAGUUGUUCAAGGGACAUUGCAAGCAUGGACCCUGAUGUUCAGUUAUGCCAAUGUGUUGAAAACACCAUCAUUGAAAUAAUUAACAUGAGUGUAAGUGGAGUUUAGGAAGAAGAGAAAUGAAAUUGUACCAUAGCUACUAUUACUGUCUGUGGUGUCCAAAUCUGGAGAGAGCUGACAAGUGGAUUGAGAAACGGGAGUGCAAAUCCUUGACUGUCGUUCAGUGGAUUCAGUUGUGGUUGAAGUCUGUCAAAGGAAAAGAUUCUUCAGAGGCUUAGGCUGCUUUCCAUGAAAAAAUCUCACAAUUACCCAUCCAGUGAUAGUGGGCAUGAUUUGUAGGCACACUGCAUCACUUCAGGAACUGAGCAGCACACCUAUGAAUGGUUUUAUAACGCUUCUUGGAAACCAUAGGGUUAGCUGAGCAAGCAGUAAAACGAUGGGCAAGAAAAGCCUGAGGUUGGAGAACUUUGCUUAAGUUCAAAUGAAUUAGUGUUCCAGGGGCUCAAAGAAGAAGGUGGAAUAAAAUACCUCCCAGAAGACUAGAAGUGGUGCGAGUUGUAGCCCUUGAGGCAAUUCACUGAGACAUAAGAAAAAGUUGGAUUUUUUUAAUUUUUAUUUGCUCUUUGAACAAUUGUCUGAGGUGUCAGUUAUGAGAUCAGUAACCUUCAGAUCAAAAACUAAUUCAUUUAAGAUCAGUCAGCCCUCGUUAAAAGUUUGGAAGUGGUCUAGAAGUUUCUAAAAGAUGCUUUGCAUUACAAAUGAACUAUGUAAGCGAGAUUUUUAAAGCAUGUAUAUUUUGAACGCUGCUCAGAUGUCUUUAUUUUUUAAACACAGCACUUAGUUUAAAAAGAGAUGAGAAAGACCUAGGGGAAGGUAAAGUACAACGAUAUCUGAAUUGUCAUUAGGUUAAGAUUAAAAAAAGGGAAGUGGUAUUGGAGGCUACUAUGACAGAAGCUGAAGUUCACUGCAAUGAAUGGAAAAACAGAUUUUAGCACAUCCUCGAGACUUGCAGCUUGGGGGACAAGAAGACGAAAUACUUCUGUGCUCAAUGUGAGCAGAACUCUCCUGAAAGCAGUGGGUUGUUCUCUCGAAAAACCACACUGUUUAGCCUUGAAAGAUUUGUUUUGUGGCAGAGUGGGUAUGGUGCAGCAUUUGGGAGUUUCUUCAAGGCUGCACAGGCUCUCAUGAUGGGCAGCAAAAGCAUUUGCAAAGAGAGAAAUAAAAAAUUAAGGAUUGUCUGGCUGUUGUGCCAAAAGUGAAUGUAGCUCUGCAACACACUGUAACUGCUCCAGUGGGCAAUCCAGCAUUUGCUGUUUUGAAAAUGACAGUCGCUGGAGUCCUUAACAAGGUAUUUCUUUCAAGUUUAUAUUCCAGAAUUCACA
Nothoprocta perdicaria is the source of this 4878-nucleotide messenger RNA. It is a transcript of the gene INTS2, whose product is annotated as integrator complex subunit 2. Gene Ontology annotation, biological process: snRNA 3'-end processing. The coding region runs from base 20 to 3604 and encodes 1194 amino acids. Lineage: Eukaryota; Metazoa; Chordata; Aves; Tinamiformes; Tinamidae. The record is from RefSeq and is a predicted model, not a curated record. The transcript has 24 exons. Gene Ontology annotation, cellular component: integrator complex.